AUUUUUAAUGUGAAUGGCGAAACUCAACAGGAAAUAUUUUAUUCAACUUAACGCACGGAAAAUUAAUCGAUUGACAAACCCGUUUCGACUCAUGGCUGCUACUUACGAUGGUGCUUUAAUAUAUAUAAUAAACAGGGCUAUUAAGUUUAAGUUUACUUUGAAAAUUGCUCAGCUUCGUAAGCAAUUUCAUUUUAGAUUUUUCAAAGAAAUGUAACUCGUUUCGCGUGAAACCCAUAUUCAUGACUAUAUGUGGUGUUUUUGUGAUGUUAUGUAGUUAGUGUUAGUGUACAUCACGAAGUAAUUAUAUGGAAUUGAGUUUUCUAUCCUCAAGAUAAAUCCUGAGUCUUGGCGUCGUGCGAAAUCAAAAGGCGUCCAGCACAUACACACAAACAUACAACAAAAGUACAUGGAGAAAGAAUUGUUGUGACGUGGGAAAAUGAGGACAUUCUUCAUUUCUUGUGCUAUUUUACAACUCCUCGUUUCAGCAGUCAGAACAGGUCCAAUUCAAAUUAAGUGGCUUAAGAAAUCAUGUAAUUCCUGCGACAAAAAGAACAUAACAGAUGAGCCUAUUAUUGAUCAUUUGGAGAGAAACUCGUGCGAGGCUGCCUGCUCUCAAUAUCAAUCUACUUCAAGUUGGGUAUUGACAUUCUAUGACGUGCACAUGGUGAAUAGAAUCGAGCUCAAUUAUGACAAGCAAUGUUGUGUUGGGCAUGGUACACAGAUUUUGGUGAGCGUUGGAGUUGAGUCUGAGUUCAUUAGGCCGGUUGAUUUUGUGGAAGAUGUCGGUUCCAACUAUUCGAUCAACCUUCGUCCAACAAUGGCAAAAUAUUUGCAAAUAACGCGCCUUGGCAAGAAUGGCAGCUUUCUAUGUGAGGUGAAUGCGUUUGGACAUUAUUUAAGGAAAGACAGAGGUUACGAAGAAAAACUGAAGUUUGAAAGGAGUAUAAAUCGGACAAUUGUUUUUUCCAGUCCGGAAAACACAAGUUAUGUGCAGUCGCAAAUUAUUCCAAACCAAUCAUCAGAAUCAAAACUGAGUCAGGAAACUAUGGCAUCUACAUGUGCGAGCGAAGACGAGACACGAAAGCCUCGAGAUGGUGACAUGGACACCUGCAUUUACAACCAAGCGUGGUGGAGAUUGGAUCUUGGAGCGAUCAUUGUGAUUACACGUAUAACUAUACUCGGAAAAGGUGACAACAUCAUCGUGUCCACGGGGAGAAAGUUGGACACGCUGAGGCCUGAAAUCUUUGUGGACCGAAUAGACGGCGAGUUUUCGACUGAGUUGAGGUCAAGCCCGGUUCGGUAUGUGCAGCUCCACACACUGGAGUAUGAGAUGCAUAUCAUGUCCUUGUGUGAGAUAGAGCUUCACGGUGCAGUCGAUGAACAAGCUGCCAUUAUAGGUCACGUAAUAACGGAGCCAUAUACCACCAAGCUUCAAUCUAGCACGGCCAGUCAUGAUAACGAUACUACAAAAGCGGACACCACUCAACUUCUUUUACGAACCGACGAUAGCAAAAAUACAAGCUCGGGCAUUGUUCUGCCGGUGGUUGCAGCUGUACUAUUAAUAGGUGUAGCUAUUUUACUGGUCUAAGAAACUACUAAGAAAACGGAAAUAGAACUUAAGAGUAAAUUCCGUGCGUUACAACGAUAUGAAGACCGGAACUCCAUAACUAUGACCAGAUCAAAGACACCAAGGUCCAAAUUCUCAAACCUCUAACAGCAGAUCAGGCAAACUCUCCGUUAACUCAUUACAUGCAUAACAGUAAUAUUAACGGUACCUUAUUAUCAACCAACUUGCAAUUAUUUUAGAACAAAUAAUUUUAUUAUUAAUUAUUACUGAUUAUAUUUCUUAACAAUCUAAACGGCUGUAAGAUGGAAUGGUCGUCAAAGUGCUUCGAGCAACAACACUCUCUUUGUUUUCUUACGAUAUAACUACAAAUAUUACUUGUAAUGUCAUUAUAUAUUUGAUUUGCAUACGAUCAGCCAUUGAGUCGAUCCACAAUGGACAGUUAGUUUCGCCAUAUUUAAAUGUAUUCUCAGUGUUUCCCGUUUGAAAAAGUUUAUUGGCACGUCGUAUGCAUAUUUUGUCGAAAGAUCUUGUCAUUCAUUUACGUGUAUCUUCGUCGCCUUUUCCCAGUUGUAUGAGGCAUGACUGCAUGUAUGUGUUUUGAAUUGUGUUUAAAGUCUUUUGUAAAUGUAUUUGUACAUUGCUUGUAUAUUUUUAUUUGCAUGUAUUGAUUGUUUUGUGUUGUUUCUCCGUUUGUUAACAAAUUGCGUUUGCUAGACUUAGGAAGAAAAAAACACGUGAAAAUAAAUACUGACUCACUUAAAAUGCAUCAAGUCCAGUUUCAUACAUAUGAUAACAGCUGAUAUAUUGUGUGAUAUUAAAAGGGUUUUCGUAUCGCCAAUUGGCCAUCUUUGAUUGCAGAUUAGUAAGGUUGAAACCAAAUCCGUAAUAAAGCUAGUGUGAACAAGUGCAUGACGACACUGGCGGAAAUGUAUGUCUGUUGUAAAUUUUUAUACAAAAUGUUCACUGGCAUAAACUGGGAGAACCGCAGUGAAUAUACUUUGUCUCAAGAUUUUUUCAUUCUUUGACAGCUAUUUUCGUCUAUGUUAAACAGAUUGUGGAGUUCUUUCAUUGUGUUUUUGUCUGUACUUUUUGUUGCAUUUUUGCAUUUAUUUGUUUUGUAUUAUGUUUGAUAUCCUUUGUAAAAGGAGUUGUAUAUUGUUUUUUUUUUAUGUAUUUUCAUUUUUAUGUAUUGAUUUUUUUUAUUUUUAAAUAUUUAUUUUUGCUAAACAUUUGAAGAAAAUAGAAAGAACAAACAAUACUGACUCAUUUCAUAUACACUAAUCACACUUUCAUUCAUAGGAUAACAUCUUACAUAUUGUGUUACAUUGUAAGAAUUUUUAAAUCGCCAAUUCGACAAUUUUGUUUGUACCGCCAGAUUACUUAGAUUUUGUAAACUUUGGUUAAUUGCGGUUUGCGUCUAUAUUGAACUGCUGUAUUAAUGUAAUAGUGCUAGAACUCAUGUACGUGCUUUUGUAAUUAACAUUGUUAUAGAACCAAUAUGAAUUUUAUUUUAAACAUUAAUUACACUUGCGGAUUUGUUCGUAUGUUGUGCAUUACUAAUAGAAUGUAAGUAAUACAUGUUAAACGAUAUUUAAUAUGGGUAAGUAUAAUUAUGUUUAAAGUUUAAAGCACACACUUUCCGUCAGAACGGUAUUUUAUGACAUUAGAUAUGAUUCUAAAUUGCAACAGACAAUUUCCUGUAAUAUUGUGUUCUACUUACCGGUUUUAUUCCCCAAACACUUGACUUAAUUUUCAAAAGUUAAACGAUUUUUGUCAAAGUAAUAUUAAUUACUAUGCCUUAUCGUCUUAAAAGACAAUUUAACAAUACCACUUAAUACAUUUGUAUUAAAGAGUUGUAUUUCUUUGUAUAUAUAAAAAAUAGAUGAUUUAUAAUAUUA
Messenger RNA from Dreissena polymorpha, 3465 nucleotides. RefSeq lists its product as uncharacterized. NCBI's taxonomy places the organism in Eukaryota, Metazoa, Mollusca, Bivalvia, Myida, Dreissenidae. The transcript has 10 exons. The record is from RefSeq and is a predicted model, not a curated record. The coding region runs from base 437 to 1588 and encodes 383 amino acids.